Zophobas morio is the source of this 6072-nucleotide messenger RNA. RefSeq lists its product as uncharacterized. Bases 162 to 4430 code for a protein of 1422 amino acids. The record is from RefSeq and is a predicted model, not a curated record. Gene Ontology annotation, molecular function: protein binding. The transcript has 3 exons. Lineage: Eukaryota; Metazoa; Arthropoda; Insecta; Coleoptera; Tenebrionidae.
CAGAACAACUCGAGAAAUAACAGCCACUCAAUCGUGAAUCCACUAAUUAAAAGUUUAACUAGUGAAGUUAUCAAGUUGACAAGUUUGUAACUUCUUGUGAAAAAUAUUAAAAAAGUGAAAAAUUUGCGUAUUUACGUAGUGAAAAAUUAUCACUUAUCAUUAUGGAAAAUUUGUACCACAAACAAUCCAGCCAUGAAUUGCCGCCCACGUUUCAGUCUGAAGAGAGUGCAUCUUCCCCAGAAAAGAACUUUCGGAAAAGACCUGGUACUACUGAUAAGGGGAAGAAGUACGAAAAUAUGAUAACUGCCAACAUCAUACUACAUUUGGUAAGCACCGAUAAAGUAAAAAACUUCUACGUUUCGUCGGACGAUGCCAAUUUUGGGGCAUUCGAUGAUGUAGUUAUUGAAAUGGAAACAGAUGAAGGAAUCAAAACAAACGCGGUGCAAUUAAAGCAUAGUAACAAUUCAGGAAGUUUAGGGAUACACCGACUAGCAAGCGAAAAGGGAGAUUUUAGUCUACUGAAAUAUUAUAAAUCGUUCCAAAAGUUGAACAAGAAACCACAUCAAUUCGUUUUGUUCACGAACCUUAAAUUUAAAGUUUCUAAAGACACAAAAUUUCGACUUGACGGAAAAGAAUUUUUCUUAGAACCUUACAAAGUAGAAAUUACUGAUGAUUGUUUGAAAAUUUCUCAACAUAUAAGUCACUGCUAUAAGUUCCGAAUUCUAGAAGACCAAGAUGCUGGAGUGGUUGAUUCAGAACUUCAACAGUUCAAGACAUUUUUUGAAAGCUUUAGUCUUUAUACUAACCAAGAAAGUCUGGAAACACUUGAAAAAUCGACAAUGAAUAACUUCGUGAAGACGUUUUGUUCUGAUCAAGAAACCUUCGAAAAGUACGUUAGAAUUAUAUCUGAGUGGGAUAUGCAAGAAGGAUCAAAAAUAAAGUUGGACAAGAAGUUGAUGCAACGUGCAAUUGCGCUUUGUCUGUUGUCUCCGUACGUCGAACAUUUUACUUCUGGUCCAGUCAGCGACAAAAGGAAAAUUCUUCGAGAAGCGAUUUGUUCAUUUGAUAUUACGCUGUUGGAAAACACCGAGUGCGAUGUGGUGAAAGAGUUGUGGGACGACUUGGACAAGAAUAUUGACAUCAAGGAACUAAAUAGACUGAGAUCUUUUUAUCGUCUUUCUCCUAAUGACAUAUCCAAGAUAGAAGAUGUAGAUGGAAAUGUGUUGGCGCAAUUGUUGUGGUUGAUGGAAAAACGUCCGCUAAUUGUAAAAGAACACGAAAAUAUCGGAAAAGCCAUUCAACUUUGUCCAGAUGGUAAAUUCAUCUUGAUUGGUGAAGGAAAACGGGGAGAAUGGAUGAAAGGUCGCUCCGUGUUUCAGAACUUGCUGGACUUGAAAUCAGAAGAUAAUUUGUAUGAAACAGUGAUGCAGAAUUUUACUAUAUCCUUGCAAGGGAAAGGUUUGCUUAAUCUGAUGGAUAUAUGCGGAAGAAAUGAAGAAUUUUUAAAGAAUAUUAUUGUAAAUGAUCUUUUAGGAAUGAUAGACAGUCUACGAUUAAUAGAUGGGAAAAAAGAAGUUCUUCCCAAUCCUUACAUCGAAAGGUAUUUGUCACCAAAUGUAAUAAAUAUUAAGUAUUUAGAACAUGUUAAUCGUAAUACCGUCGUUAUUCUAAAUUGCGCAGAUAGUUCUAAUGAAACAGAAAAACUUCCAAAUAUUAAACUGAGUAACAUCGACGAUUAUUUAAAUGAAUCAGAAAGUAAAACUUCUGAUGAUCCAGUUUUCAUUAUAAGUAAAAAUAACUGUAGCGAAUCUGAAUUUGAGAAAAUAUGCUCUAAAACUCCAAAAUUAAAAACGGUUCAUUAUUUGAAAUUUCUUAGUGAUUGCAGUUUAGAAUGGGUCCGGAGCAGAGGCAAUGUCGGAGAUUUGCAAAAUUAUAAAUUACUUAAUCAUUUUAAAAACGAAAACGAAUUCUGGUCGUCCGAAUUUAGGAAGAACAUUAAUUUAGUAGUAGGUGAUCCGGGGAUGGGUAAAACUGAACUAACAAAAAACUUAAAAAAUAAGUGUUCUUCUAAAUUCUGGACAGUACUUAUUAGCCCUCAAGAAGUUAAUUUAUUCUUUAAACAAUCAGAAGAGUGUAAAGUAUCAGAUCAUGUAAAUUUAUUUGAAAAAUUCGUCUUAGACACCAAAUAUCAAUCUCUUAGAAGGUUAGAUAAAAAAAUUUUUAAAAUGUGUUCGGAUCAAGCGCGUGUUUUCUACGUGUGGGAUGCCCUUGAUGAAAUUUCUACUAAAUAUUUGGAGGGCGUAUCAGAUUUGAUUGUUUUGCUAUCAGAGAAAGGAUUCAUCCAAUGGGUUACCAGUAGAAAACACUUGAAAUCUUUCCUUGAAAAAAAAUUUAAUACAUUUUCGUUGAACAUAAGACAGUUUAAGCAGCAUGAACAAGAAGAUUAUAUUAGAAAACGUCUUGAUUCUAUUGUUUCAACUGACAAGAUAGAAGGUGCUGUUCAAAAAAUUAAGUCUAGCUUUGCUUUCAUAAAACAUGUGGAUAUUUUAGGAAUUCCACUUCAAAUUUUUAUGCUCACAGAAAUAGUUCUUCAAAACGACAAAUAUUUAAAAUUAUUUGGUGAUUCUUGGCGUCUAACUGAUUUAUAUCAUUAUUUUAUUGAAGUCAAGUUUAAUAUUUUCUUUCAAGAUAAAUUGUCUCUUAAUGCUCAGGAUCCUAAGUUUACGCCUAUGCUCAACAGUCACAAAGAAAAAAUCUUAACACAUUAUGAAAAACUCUCAGUUGACCUAAUAUUUUCCGACUGCGAAGAUAUUAAAUGUCAAGAUGAUAUAGACAGCAUUUCUCACGAAUACGAAACCAUCGGGAUUAUAACUGGUUUCCAAAAUAACACACCGCUUUUUCUGCAUGCAUCUUUUGCGGAAUAUUUGACGGCCACGUAUUUUUCAAAGAAUUUUCAAGUUAUACCCCGAGAUAAAUUUUUUGAUCGGAAAUAUGACAACGUACGAUUUUUCUUUGAUAUGUUGUUGGCAAAAAACUCACCAGUUCACACUGCAGUCUUGUACAGAAAUUUUGACGCUCUAAAGGGUUAUGACGACAAAAUAUUAACAAGUAAAGAUGACGGUGGAAGAAGUGUACUACACUUGAUUUGUUCGUGGGGACAAAGGCAUCCGCGGCUACGAGUUACGAGUUCUAAAAUAGAUAGAAAUUUGUUUUCACAUUUUACUUCUGUCUUGGUAAACAAAAUUUCCUUUUUAAGUAAAAUACCUACCGUGAGAUAUACCGUCGAUGAUCCCGAAUUUCCUGCAACAUCACUAGAAACAGAGGAAUAUUUAGAUGCGGUGCUACACUUGAUUAGUAAAUGCAGCAUUGCAGAACCCGAUGGGCUAUUUAAACUGACCCCUUUUUCAUAUGCUCAAGUCAGUGAAAGUUUAGGUGCGGAACUCGAAUUGUUACAGUCAGAAAUGUUACAAACAGAGCAGCUGUAUAGUGAUUGUGAUAGAAUUAAUAUUUUAUAUUAUUCUAGUAUGUUUGGUUAUGAGAAGGCUAUUAAAACCGUUGUUACUAAAAAAUUAACUACUUAUUACGACGAAGUAAAUUUUAGUUGUAAACGGUUGGAUGACACUGCUCUUACGAUAGCGUCCGGAAAGGGGCACACAGCAGUCGUUGAAUAUUUGUUGCAGUUAGGGACCGAAAUUAAUCGGGCUAAUAAAAAUGGUGUGACACCGCUUCAUGAAGCUUCUUCGAACGGCCACGUAAAAAUUGUCGAAUGCCUAGUAAAAUGCGGAGCCGAAGUUAAUCACGCUACUAAUAGUGGUUGGGUUUUUGGGUCGGUCAAUUUUCGUUUCACAUCGAAUUCCAUACCUUCCUCAAUACGUAGUAGCCCGCAAAAUCUCGAAUUACACGAGACAUACAGAAGCAAACUCAAUCGGGCUUAUAACAGUUUUAGCUGGACACCGCUUUACACAGCUUCCGUGAACGGUCACGAAAAAAUUGUGGAAUUCCUAGUGAAAUACGGAGCCGAAAUCAAUCGCGGUGAUAAAUUUGGUCAAGGGACACCGCUUUACGCAGCUUCCAUGGAAGGUCACGAAAAAAUUGUGGAAUUCCUAGUGAAAUGUGGAGCCAACGUCAAUGGCCUUAAUGAUUAUGGUGAGACACCGCUUUACGCAGCUUGCUUGGAAGGCCACGAAAAAAUUGUAGAACGCCUAGUGAAAGGUGGAGCCGCAAUCAAUCACUGUAAUAGUGAUGGUGAGACACCGCUUUACAUAGCUUCGUUGAGCGGCCACGAAAAAGUUGUCGAAUGCCUAGUGAUAGGUGGAGCCGAAAUCAAUCGCACUAAUCGCCUUGGUCAGACACCGCUUUAUAUUGCCUCUCGACUGCGCCACGAAAAAAUAGUAACUUAUUUAAAAGCAAAUGGUGGAAAAUUAACAUGAUCAUUAUCCAGAAAAUCGUGACCAUGUAGGCCAUUUUUUCAAUUAAAACUAAAAUGUAGUAAGAUUGUAACGUAUCUAUUAUUGACCCGUUAACUUUAAAAUGUUUUCAAUAUUUGGUAAUUGUUUCAAUUUUUUUUAAACAUCCAAGUUAAGUAGUUAAGUUUUUUGUAGGUCUGCAAGUGGUCCAAAAUAGGACAAUGGGUUCCUAAAUUGAGUCACUAUAUUGUUACUUGGUGAAAUAAACAUAAUUUUAUUCAAAACUAGCUUUACCAUAGUUGUUUUUUCACAAUUGUAGCAGUUACAACCUAACUCUUUUAAACUCGGAUGUUCUAUCUCUGGAAACAGACAAUAUUUAAAAAAUUGAACCAUGUUUUACCAGUUUCAAAUCCAGGCCAUUAUAGACGAGUAAUAGACCGGUAAAAGACAAACAAAAUUAUCGGCAGCAAUGUUAACAUGUCAAUUCAGAGUUUGACUUGGUGUCCUAAAUUUCAUUUUGACAAUUAGAGUCAUUAAUAAUCAUCCAGGUUAUUAACCUUGAAUAGUUACCCGGUACAUCAGUGACAAUAAUUAACGCACAGACGUCAUUGAUAGAAAUUAUUAGCGAAUGAUGGUAAAUAAUAACUUCUUUUAAUCAUUAUCGAUCAAAAUUACAAACUUUCUGUUUUAACUUUUAAGCAAGCUUGACUAGACACAAAUAUCAAUUGCACACUUAUUAAUUACUACUGUAAAUUACCUGUACAGAGUGUCCCAGUUAAUUCUCCGCGACCUUAUAUCUUGAGAAGGAAGAAAUAAUGAAAUUCUGUAAUUGCUUUUUGCUCGAAGGGAAAGCAUAAUUUAGUUACAAUAUGACGCUCCACCACCAUAUUUUACGCACUUCUAAGACGCUCUUGAAACAAAUCGUGUUGGUUGUAACUUACAGCACAGAGCCUGACUACUUCAUUUCACUAAAUUUUCAUUUUUUUAUGUUUAUAAAUUUUAUUUUUUGAUCAACAGAUAAUAAUAUAAUUAUGUGUUUUAUAUCAUUGUAAUUCAGUUUAAAGCUCCAUCAAAGUCCCUGUACAUUUAUGUUGAUAGAAAUUUGAACUGAUGGUAAUUCUGUAAACACCAUUGCUUUUUUCUUGAAGAGGAAAGCUUAUAUUUUUAAGGGUACUUAAUUGCAAAUCUUACCAAAUGGACCAAAGUAAAUAUCGUCACUACAUUCAUACAGCAGGUAAUUUUGAAAUUACUGUUCUCUGAUAUUUGAAAAUCCUUUGAUCAUCCGCUAUUUAUUUAUAUUUAUAUGUAUAAUUUUAUGUAAAUAAAGCAUUUUAUUUAUUCUGUAUAGGAAAUUCUUAAAAAUAAUUUUAGUGAUAGAUAUGUGUGUACACCAAGAGAGCAAAAACAAGUACGACCAAAGACUAACCUUCAAAAAUCCACGACUGUCUUUGAUCGUGUUUUUUAUUGCUCUCGGUAGUUUUAUGUUCUUUAUUUUUAAUUAAGUAAGGAAGUUUAUAAUAUCUUAUGUUGUUAGUUAGGCUUGACAAAUAUUCUAAGAAUGGCUAUAUCUAUAUGUUAUAAGAUAAUGUACAAGAUGUACCCUAACACCUAAUGUAAAAAACCAACAAAACAAAAUCAAUAAACCAUAAUAAUAGUUAUAAUAAAA